AUGUUGGCGUCACUCGCGCUACUCCUUCUCACACCAAUGGCGAUGGCGUUGGCGAUGGUCCAGGUGCCGCACAUCGAUUGGUGCCUCUAUUGGCGAUUCCUCAACAAGGACCAAUAUCGGCCCGAGUGCAACGGUGUGUAUCGAUUGCGAUUCGCCAAACACAAAGCCUUCGAUCAUCAGCGCCCUCAAAUCAAUGCGCCCGUCAAAUUGGAACACGAGAUUUUUGAUCAAUGCCGUCCGGCUCAUUGGCGAUGUCAGCGGAGCAGCCGAUGCUCCUCCGGUCAAUUGUGCAUCGACGUCGGCGGCUAUUGUUGCGGCAAUGAGAGAAUUCUCACCAGCUGCCCAUCGCCCGACACCCUCGUGGAUCAAUGCGCGAGGUCUCGCCGCGCCGCCACCAAUUGGUGCACCAUCGACGCCGAGUGUUCGCCACAAUUGGCGCCGCGCCACAACUCGCUGUUCGCCAAUUUGGCGCCGAUGAGAUCGCGCGCGAUGUGCUGCCCGACAAGCUGCGGCUACAACGUCUGCAUUCGGUAG
Molecule: messenger RNA, 534 nt
Organism: Caenorhabditis bovis
Lineage: Eukaryota; Metazoa; Nematoda; Chromadorea; Rhabditida; Rhabditidae
Source: the annotation of a GenBank genome assembly